AUGUAACUACUUCGAAAUAGCUGAACCAGGUAAUACGGAAAAAUUUUGUGGAGAAAAUAAAGAGAACAUCUAUUUUGAAUCAAGAAGCAAUUACCUAGCCAUAGACUUUCACCAUGAGAAUUCUAUGGCCUUUGGUGUUGUAAUAUUAUUCUCGGUAAAAAGAAAUAAUUACAUUAUUACAGGUCUGCCUAAUGAACCAUUCCAUUCUGGACAUUUCAUAGAAACUCCAUAUUUUCCUAAUUCAUAUUCUGCUGAUUAUCAAUCUGAAUACACAUUUCAUACAAAUGACCCAGAUGGUCGUGCAAUGCUAUUGUUUUUGGAUUUUCAAAUUUCUUUUUCUUCAUAUAUUGAGGUAAUUGGUCACAAUCAUACAAUACCAGAUCGAAUUUAUGGUGGUGUAUUUCGUCCUCCUGUUUUCGUUUCUCAGCAAAAUGAAUUAACCUUGAAAUUUGAAGCAAACUCACAGCCUGGAAAUUCUGGCUUCAGAGCAGUGGCGUAUUUUAUUAAAAGUUCAGAUGUAAAAGCAUCAAAGCCAUUUACAGAUUGUGGUGGUUCCAAAUUUGGAUUUGGCGGUUUAUUAAUUUUAGAAUCUCAAGAAAGCAGAUUGUAUGACUGCCUGUGGCAUAUCACAACUCCUAUAUUUUCUGAAGAAUUUUCAUACCUUUUAACUGUGUCUAAUAUCUCAUUAGUUGAUGCUGGAUCCAAUUCAUCUCUAGAGUUCCGAGAAGGACGAAAUUCAAAGUUUCCAAUCGUUACAAGUUUUGAUUGCGCCAGUAUGAACUGCAGUUCUAUUACAAGUGAAGUCACUGUUUCUGCUUACACAGGUCUUUAUAUAAGAUUCUUUGGUACACUGAAUCAGUUAUCUUCUGUUAAAAUGGUUUAUAGCACAUAUCAUAAUGGCAAUUGCAGUCGUAAACUACCAUAUUGUCAGGGAAGAUGUCUAUCUCCAAGUUUAUUGUGUGAUGGUAUAGAGCACUGCCCUGAUGCUAGUGAUGAACUAGAAUGUACAACACCAACUACAGAAGUGACUACUAUCGCCCCACCUGUUGUAAAGAAAAAGAUUGCUCCUUCAGAAACUGGGAUUUCUUUCCAUAUAAUUUUAUCCUUUGGUAUAUGUGGCCUGAUUGUCGUUAUAUCUGCAGUAAUUUUAUUAGUAUAUAAACGUGUGAAAACUGUUCCUUCUGCUGAGCAUGGUGAACAUCAAGAAGUGGUAACUGAAAUGUUAGGGCCUCCUCGGUACCCAACUUCAGAACAUACAACGGUUGACAAUCUACCAACAUAUGAUGACUUCAUUCGAACUGCAGAUCGCUACCCACCUCUAUUAUACACCAGAGCAGCUAAGCGAUAUUCUGAGCCACCCUAUCCAGCUCGCAUUAACCUUAUACACACUACAAGCUUCUGCAAGAUACCUGCAAUGAGUAGUCAGUCUUCUGAUUCCUCUUCAUCUGUGGAAACCAUGUUUGUUGAUGAGCUUCCUAUAACACCAGAACCAAGUUGUUCCUUUGAACGAAGCAACAUAACUUCCAACUUCACUAAACAGGAGUCUCCGAAUUGCUCACCUCAAAUCAAGAGAGCUUGGCUAUCAGAUUCAAAGUUAGAUCAGCUUAGGAAUAAUGACUGCCAUUUGCACCUUUCAAUUACGCACUGUACGUCGCCUUACAGCAAAUGCAAUUGUUCACUUAAGCAAUACUAUUCUUUGCCAAUCAAAUUUAAGAUUAACAACUGUAAAAGUAAUGAUAUUAAUAUAAUUCUACCUAAUAAUGCAGCCCCAAAGGUCGACUUUGGUAGAUCUCGGCAUUUGUCUUUCAGUCACAAUUCUGACACUAAUUCUAAAAUAGUAACCAUUAAAACUAGAUGCCAUAGUGAUCCAUGUCAGUUUAGUAUUCAAUAUUCAGUUUAUCCUUGAAUGUAUAAGACAAAAAAAAAAUUUGGUUGUAUUUUUUGCUGGAUGUUUGUUGUUACUAACAUUUUCGUUGUGAGCCCAAAGUUAAAGCUCAGUUUGUUGCAUUCCAUGUUUCAUUAAUUUAAUAACAAAGAAUGUUAUAUCAAUUCAGUUUUACAAAAUGUUUCAAUUGAAACUUAAUACAUAUAGUUUAAUGAGGGUUAGGUUUAUAUUUGCUGAGCAAUAUUUCUUCCUUUUUUUGUUUUGGAAAGGAGUACUUUCUAGAUUUACAAAUGUUUAGUUGAUUUAUUGCAUAAUAAUAUUUUAUGUUAAAUUGUUUUAUAUUUAUAGAAUCUUAUUUGACAUAUCAUUGACAUAAGGUGUUUACUCAAUCAAAAACAGUUUGUGUAAAAGUAACAUUUUUUGUUGGCUAUUUAUUUUAUUUUUAUUAUUAUUUGUUAAAGUAAUCCAGUUUUUGACACAUGUGAAACUGGAUUACAAAUUGUUAUACAUAUUUGGCUGUAUAAUGUAGUAUUUGAUAAAUUUUCUAUUUGUGAGAAAUAAAUAGCAUUAACAAGUUCUAUUAUGUUACUAUAUAAUAAAGCAUUUUUAUGUUUGAACAAGUAGUUGAUUCUAAAACUACAGUUAAAUUCCCUAACAUUUUAAAGAUGAUAAAAUUAAAUAUUUUUCUAUUGCUUUUAAUCUGAAACACUAACCUUUUCCAUUUAUAUAAUAUUUUUAAUAAAUUUAUAAUGUAUAAAUAACUAAUUUUUCUCCUCAUUUUAUAAUUGACCUAUGAUUGUCAUUGUUGUAAAAUGGAAGUAGAAAAUGGAUUUGGAGUAUUUUUGGAAUGAUUUAAACUAAUUUUAAAAAAAAUUUGUUUGAAUCAUUUUUAUUCUUAAACUUAUAAAUAUAAGAAGUUGUUAACAAUUUUAGAGGACUGUCUGAAUCAUUUAAAGUAAGACAUUAUAUAAUGGAGCUUGUUUUAUAAAUAAGGACUAUAUAUCGACUUUUGAAUGUUACAUUUUAUAUGUUUAUAGAUUUUAUGCAUCCAUUAAACUUAAAUGUCAGUAUUCCAUAAUUAAUGCAUUCAUCUAAGAGGAGUACUAAAAAAUCUAGAAUACAAUACGCAAGCUGUUCAAGGUAUUAAAUAUUAUUUUUGUUGUGAAAGUUGAGUAUUUUCAAAGGAGAUGGCUUCUCCUUGAUAUUUUAAAUUGCCUUAAUUUUUUAAAGUUUUAUUACCAAACCUAAUAGUGUAUUUUAUUUGGAUUUUUCACAUUAGAAAUUGUGAAAUUUUUGUAAUACAAAGUAAAAUGUGUUACUGAUAUCAAAAUGUAUUUUGUUUAGUCUUUAUAAAAAGUAAUUUAUUAAACUGAAAGUUAUAUAA
This is a messenger RNA of Parasteatoda tepidariorum (common house spider), 3269 nucleotides long. Lineage: Eukaryota; Metazoa; Arthropoda; Arachnida; Araneae; Theridiidae. The record is from RefSeq and is a predicted model, not a curated record.